GCACACAAAGUAAAUAUUCUUCAAUACAAACAAGCUCAAAGUACAGAUUCACAUACACACACACACACAGCAGGACCUCAUUUCUCACACAGGAGGUCAUCAUGAAGGCCGCCUCGUCCGACAGCGGCUCCGUCUCUGUGGGAAACGAAUAUACAGAUGAGCUUGAGAAUCCAGAGUCCAGUGACGACACCGAGUUCUGGAGGAAAGAUUCGUCUCUGCGCAGGAUCGGACCGGCGCCCUCUGUCGGUCGCUGGCGGUGGCACGUGUGUGCCGUGAUCGGUGGAACGGCUCUGAUUCUGCUGCUGCUGAUCAUCGCUGUGUCUGUGAUCCAUGUGAAGUUUGACAGGAAGUUCUCAACUACAGAGACGAACAUACAGAAUCUGACGCAAACGCUCGUGAGCGUCAUAACCAGAACACGUGACCUAGAGGAAUACGGACAUAAACUGCUUUUGGAGAUCAGCACUCUGGAGUUUAACCAAGAGGGGAUGCAAAGCAUGAUUACUGAUAUGUCGGAUUCGGUGCAGGCGCUCCAUGACAGAAUUUCAGAUCUGAAGUGCCAGAUUAACAAGAUAAGGAACAACAACACGCAGGAGCUGUGCUGUCCAGACGGGUGGCUGCUCUUCUCCUCAUACUGUUACUUCUUCUCUAAUGACGGGAUGAACUGGAACGCAGCCAAAGACGAGUGUAAGAAGAAGAGAUCAGAGUUACUCGUCUUGAAAAGCAGACAGGAGAAGAGUUUCGUGGUCAGUAAGACCAAGCCUCUGUUCUACUGGUUGGGUUUGACUGACGGCCGCACCGGCGAGUGGGAAUGGCUGGACGGGACACCGUACACCAUCGUCAGAAGUGAAUGGAUGCCCGGUCAGCCGGAUGACUGGAAGGCUCACGGGUUGGGAGGCGGUGAAGACUGCGCUCACUUUCACCGCGACGGACGCUAUAACGACGAUCACUGCUCUCGCCGCUACCGCUACGUCUGCAAAGCUAACACAACCUCCGUCUGAGACACCAACAGCAACAACACUUCACAACAACACCACAUCAAACCAGCAAACAUCAGUGUGAACAGACUAAUAAUGUGUAACAUUUCAUGAUAGAAAAGGUUUCAGAUUCUUAUAUUUACUGUAUAUAAACAACAAAAACGAUACAUUUACAGUCAUGUGAAAAAGUUCGGACACCCUAUUGAAUUUCAUGGUUUUCUGUAUCAGGACAUAAUAAAAAAUGAUCUGGUUCUUGGCAGGUCUUAAAAUUUGGAAAAUAAAUCCUCAGAUAAACAUCAUCACAUGACAUAUCACACUGUGUCAUUAUUUAUUUAAGAAAAAUACAGCCAAGAGGGAAAGGCCAUGUGUGACGAAGUUAGGACACCCUAUGAGUCAACUGCCUGUAGCAGCAAUAACUUGAAGCGUUCAUUUUCUGUGUGACUUUAUCAGUCUCUCACAUCAUUCUGGAGGAAUCUGGACCACUCUUCUUUUCAAUGUUGCUCCAGUUUAUUGAGGUUUGUGGGCAUUUGCUUAUGCACAGCUCUCACCACAGCAUUUGAGUCAGGAUGAGCUCUAGACAUGGACUGGACUGUUGCAACACUUUGAUUCUUUUCUUUUCAGCCAUUCUGUUGUAGAUUUGCUGGUUUGCUUGGGAUUAUUGUCCUGUUGCAUGACCCAAUUUUGGCCCAACAUUAGAUGUCGGACAAAUGCCUUCACAUUUGACUGUAGAAUACUUUGAUAUACAGAGGAGUUGAUGGAUAACUCAAUAACUGUGAGGUGCCCAGGUCCUGUGGCUACAAAACAAGCCCAAAAUGAUCAGCCCUCCUCCAGCAUGCUUGUCUUUUGGUAUGAGGUGUUUGUGCUGAUAUGCUCUUUAGGUUUUCACCAAACUUGGCGCUGUGCAUUAUGGCCAAACAUCUCCACGUAGGUCUCGUCUGUUUAAAGGACAUUAUUCUAGAAGACUUGUGUUUUGUUCAGAUGUAACUUUGCAGACCUAAACUGUGCUGCAAUGUUUUUUUUUUAAAUAGAAGAUGCUUUCUUCCAAACAUGCCAUUUUUGUCACAUAUUUUUCUAAUGGUAUUGUCAUGAACUUUAUCAUUUAACAUGUUAACUGAGGCCUGUAGAGUCUGAGGUGUAGUUCUUGGGUUGUCUGCCAUUUCUCUGAGCUUUACACGGUCUGAUCUUGCAGUGAAUUUUCUGGGACGUCCACUCCUGGAAGGAGAGGUGUCUGUUUUAAAUGUUUUCCACUUGUGAAUAACCUUCAAAUAGUUUGGAAAUGGCCGUAUUACUCUUCUCAGAUUGAUAGCAGCAACAAUUGCUUCUCUAAGAUGAUUGCUGAUGUCUUACCUCCUUGGCAUUGUGUUAACUCACACCUGAAGGCUCCAGACCAGCAAACUGCCAAAGCUUAUGCGUUUAUAGAGGCGCUCAGACUUGCUGAUGAUCAGUUAAUUCAAGGUAUUUGAUCAGCAGUGCUUGACUGUUAUUUAUCCUCUUAAUUCCAGUGUUAACAGUAAGGGUGUCCUAACUUUGUCACACAUGGCUUUUCCAUUUCGGCUUUAUUUUUGUUCAGUAAAUAAUGACACGGUGCAAUUUGUCAUGUGUUGUUGUUCAUCUGAGGUUUUAUUUUCGAUAUUUUAAGACCAGCCAAGGACCAGUUUUGUUUUAAUGAUGUCCUGAUACGGAAAACCAUGGAAUUCAAUAGGGUGUCCUAACUUUUUCACAUGACUGUAUGUUUAAUUUUUAUUUCACAUUGAUUUUGGAGGCAUAACAAUGAAUUUUAGUUUAGUUAGUCAUGUUUUAGUUUAGUUUCUCACGUCAUUGUGCUACAAAAAAAAUGUUGCUCUGGAUAAAAAAGAAAUAAAUGUAACAUUGUAUUUUUUAUCGCUGAAAGGAAUAUCUUACCUAAAGAUGAACGUUAGCUGAAAAUCUGCUCACCCUCAGGCUUACCAAUGGAUCCUCUGCAGUGAAUGGGUGCCGUCAGAAUGAAAGUCCAAACAUUUGAUAAAAACAUCACAAUAACCUGUAUGGAUUAUGGACUCAAGAUGUUAACUGAUGGACUGGAGUGGUGUGGAUUACUUGUGGGUUAUUGUGAUGUUUUUUAUCUGCUGUUUGGACUCUCAUUCUGACGGCACCCAUUCACUGCAGAGGAUCCACUGGUGAGCAACUAAUGUAAUGACACGUUUCUACAAAUCUGAUGAAGAAACAAACUCAUCCAAAUCUUGGAUGCCCUGAGGAUGAGCACAGUUUCAAUUAAUGUUCAUUCAUGUGUUGUUACAGUAAUAUUAUUACAAUAAUGCUACUGUAUACCAAUGUACUAGUAAUACUGUACUAUGUUUAGAUCACUUCUAAGAAUGCUGUGAUAAUCUAGUACUAUUGCAAUAAAGUGAAUAUAAACAUGA
This is a messenger RNA of Labeo rohita (rohu), 3373 nucleotides long. RefSeq names its product asialoglycoprotein receptor 1a (gene asgr1a). The transcript has 9 exons. The record is from RefSeq and is a predicted model, not a curated record. Lineage: Eukaryota; Metazoa; Chordata; Actinopteri; Cypriniformes; Cyprinidae. The coding region runs from base 102 to 998 and encodes 298 amino acids.